UGGCGCUGCUGGCCACGCUGCUGGGCCGCUACUGACAAUAAACGCCUCGCCCGCCCACCCCUGACGUCAUCUCGCGGCGCGCGGCCAUGGCGGCGCGGUGGAGCGGAUGCGGGCGGCGGCUGCUGAUGCGGCGGCUGCUGAUGCGGCGGCCCUGGGCGGCACCGGCGCUCACCGCCGGGGCACUGAUGGGGGCUGGUGACGUGAUCGCACAGCAGCUGGUGGAGCAGCGGGGGCUGCAUGGGCACCAUGGCCCCCGGACCCUGAAGAUGAUGGCCAUCGGCUUCUGCUUCGUGGGCCCCGUUGUGGGUGGUUGGUACAAGAUACUGGAUCGACUCAUACCAGGGACGACCAAAGUUGUGGCUGUGAAAAAGAUGGUGCUGGACCAGGGGGCCUUUGCACCAUGUUUCCUUGGCUGCUUUCUCGGCAUCACAGGGGCCAUGAACGGACUGUCAGUGGAGGAGAACUGGUCCAAGGUCCGGCAGGACUACACAGACGCUCUGCUGACCAACUACUGUAUCUGGCCACCUGUGCAAAUCGCAAACUUCUACUUCGUGCCCCUGAAGCACAGGCUGGCUGUUGUGCAGUGUGUUGCCAUCGUCUGGAACUGUUACCUCUCCUGGAAAGCAAAUCGUCUGUGAGGUGGGAGCCACGUCCUGUCCCUGCGCACUCUGCCCUGGCUCCACAGCCGCUGGGGCUGUAUGGGGCCAGGGUACACGGGCUGCUGGCAGGGGCCAUCUCACUCUCCUUAGGGGACCCCUUUCCCAGCGGCCACAGCCCCUGCUGCCCCACGUCCACCCUGAGUUGGGCCAGCACCAGGGAUGGCUCUGCGUCCAGCAGCACAGCGUGCUGUGGGGCAGCUCUGCUCCUCACUGUGCUACUCCAGCCGUGCUCACUGCUCUCUUGGGCCCCCAGUCCUGCACAAAGACUGUUCCUGCCCCCAAGCGCUGCUCUGUCCUUCCAUGGCGGCAGAUCCCGGGGAUCAAGAGGUGGGAUCUGGGCCAGGGCUGGUGCAGGUCCUGGGCUGAUGGGGCCAUGGGUCAGGCAUUGCCUGGCUGGGGACGGGGUCAGUGCUGAAGGGCUGCCCUGCACCUGCGGAUGUGUAGCACCUGCUGCAGCAGUCCAGGUGUACUCUCUCUGGAAACGGUGUUUGCUGCAGCUGCUGCAAACAGAG
Colius striatus (speckled mousebird) is the source of this 1171-nucleotide messenger RNA. It is a transcript of the gene MPV17, whose product is annotated as mitochondrial inner membrane protein MPV17. Bases 87 to 638 code for a protein of 183 amino acids. The transcript is spliced from 7 exons. The record is from RefSeq and is a predicted model, not a curated record. NCBI's taxonomy places the organism in Eukaryota, Metazoa, Chordata, Aves, Coliiformes, Coliidae. Gene Ontology annotation, cellular component: cytoplasm; membrane.